GGCGCAGGAGGAGGAGAAGGAGGAGGAGGAGGAGGAGAAGGAAAAGGAGGAGGCUCCAUCCCAGCAGGCAGCAGAAAGGGGCGCGAGGAGGCGAGGUGUGCAGGACAGACCCCGUCCUCCCGGCUCCCUCCCGCCGACGCGGCGGCUGCGGACGAGGCUGCCGUGCACGAGAUGGCGGUGCGGCCAGCGAUGGGCGCAGGGCUGCUGAUGCUGCUGCUGGCGGCAGCGGCCCCGGUGCACUCGGCAGCGCCCCGGCACGCCGCGGUGCUGCCCGAUGGCGGGGGCAGCGGGGACGGCGAAGAGGUCUCGGCCACGCCGCCCGUCUGCUGCAUGACGCCGGGAACCGGCCCAACGGCAGGGGACGUGGCAGGGACCACAGUCACCAACAGCUCGGCGCCGGGCGGCAUGCUGGACGGGCUGGUGGACUUCUUCAAGGAGUACAUGCUGCUGCUGGUGGUGGUGGGCUCGCUGGCCUUCGUCCUCCUCUUCAUCAUCUGUGCCGCCGUCAUCGUCCGGCAGAAGCACAAGGCAUCCGCCUACUACCCCUCCUCCUUCCCCAAGAAGAAGUAUGUGGACCAGCGGGACAAGGCGGGGGGGGCCCGGGCUUUCAAUGAGGUGCCCGAGAAAGCCCCUGACCCUGGGGCUGAGGAGCCUCUUGACUGCAGCCGGCAGCUACAGGCAGACAUCCUCGCUGCCGCCCAGAACCUCAAAUCCCCCCCCAAGGCGUCGCUGGCCAACGGGGCGCGGGGGGAGCAGAAACCGCCCCCCGAGGAGGAGGAGGAGGAGGAGGAAGGAAGCAAAAAGUUAGGCGACGAGCAACCUGCCGAGCCCCCUCCCCAAAACGCAGGCACCGAGGAAGUGGCGGGUGCCACAGGAGCAGGGUGCGAGGGGGUCCCUAACGCAGCCCAGGAUGGCCCCCCGGCCCCCCCUGGCAACUAGGGCAGGGACUCAGUCCCGGGUGAGCCCAAGGAGCCGCUGGCUCGGGGCGUUGCCCCGCGGACACGCGAUGGACACGGUGGUUUGCUGCUCCGUACGUACGUGGCGGCUCAAGGAAACCCCGAUGAAGUCCCCCCACUCCCCCCGACCCCCCCCGGGGGCCCACUGACCCUUGCACCGGCGGGACGCUGUGGCAAAGCCACGGUUUGAGGCAGAUGGUGUUACUGGGCAGUGCUGGAGUGCCGCCAGCCCCACGGCUCCGGCUGUCCAAGGGGCUUUUCCCAUCCUGGCACCGUGUGGACCUCCCUCCCCCCCCCACGCCGGUGCCGUGCCACCCUCCGCCACACACCGCCAGCUUUCUCCCCAAAUGUAAUUUUACUAAUUAGCAGCAUCCUGGCCCCUGCACUGUGCCUGGCUGGGAGCUGCAUCCUCCAGGCAGAGGCACAGCCCUGCAGCGGGGGUCGGGGCAGCCAUCCCCCCCCGUGGGGAGCAGGGCAGGGGCUCGACUCACCCUCGGGGACCCUGGGCUGGCUUCACUGAGCGUGCAGACCACCGCGGAAUCGAGCCCGGGAUGACCUCGGCCAGCCCAGCCCAGCUAAGGGGAGAAAGGAAGAAGUUUUAAUGGCAAGGACCUGUCCUUUCCCUUUUCUGCCCCAAAGCCCUGACCCGAGGGCAGCCCAGAGCCCGGCUGGACUUUUGCCUUAUUUUCUUAACCCCUUCAGCUAGUAAUAAAGACGUUUCCUACGCA
Messenger RNA from Grus americana (Whooping crane), 1684 nucleotides. It is a transcript of the gene TMEM119, whose product is annotated as transmembrane protein 119. Lineage: Eukaryota; Metazoa; Chordata; Aves; Gruiformes; Gruidae. Bases 172 to 939 code for a protein of 255 amino acids. The record is from RefSeq and is a predicted model, not a curated record. The transcript is spliced from 2 exons. Gene Ontology annotation, cellular component: plasma membrane. Gene Ontology annotation, biological process: ossification; positive regulation of bone mineralization; positive regulation of osteoblast proliferation.